GUAAUCAACGUCGCCAGCACAGACUGCGGGAGUGCAGUUCACCUGGGCCGCCAGCGGUCGGGGAGCCACGGUCACGUGGGCCGGGACAGUUGCCAUGUGGAGACCGCAAGGGAUUGUGGGAGCGCAGGUCACGUGGGUAGGGAGAAGCCUUCGCCGCCGCCGCCGUGGUGAGGAGGAGUGAUAGAGCAAUGUCUUCCUACACCUGCAUAACAUGCCGCGUGGCAUUUGCUGAUACUGAGAUUCAGAGAUCACACUACAAAACCGACUGGCACAGGUAUAACUUGAAGCGUAAAGUAGCAGACAUGCCUCCAGUCACAGCUGAGAACUUCCAAGAACGCAUGCUGGCCCAGAGAGCGGCUAUGGAAGAGCUGAACAAGGGGACUGCUACAGACUGCACAACCUGUGACAAGAAAUUUGCCACAUUCAAUGCCUACAAGAACCAUUUGAAGUCAAAGAAACACCUCGACGCAGAAAAGAAGACCACCGGAAUUGCAAAUAGGGAGCUGGAAAGACUUAACGCAAAAAAUCUGGAAAAGGGGUUGAGUGAAGAGAGAAUGAGUAAGGAUGCGUUGAAUAGAGCCAUUCAGCAAGCUGUGAAGACCCAGCUUUCACCCUCAACAAAGAAGAGGACCAUUAACCCAACAACUGGUGGCACUAAUGCAGGUGUGAGUAAGAAAAGGCCUGACAAGCCUCCUCGGUUACUUUGGUUGGAACAACAAGCCAAGAAAAUGGGACAUGAUGAAUCCUCAGAGGAGGAGGAGGAGGAUGUGGUGAUGGAAGAUGAGGGUGAUGGUGAGUGGGAGGAUAUGGACUCUGAGGUGGAAGAUGAAUUAGAAGAAGAUGGGGAGACCGAAGUUGGUAAAGAGCUGAGGGUGGACUCUCCGACUGCUGCCUUUCCAAUCAUGGACUGCUUGUUCUGCUCCCACCACUCUCGUACUCUGUUAAGAAAUGUGAAUCAUAUGACAAAGGCCCAUGGUUUCUUUAUUCCUGAUAUUGAAUAUUUAGUGGAUCUAAGGGGGCUGAUAAAAUAUUUGGGAGAAAAGGUUGCCGUAGGAAAUAUCUGCCUGUGGUGCAAUGAGAAGGGACGGUCCUUUUACUCACUCGAAGCUGUCCAGGCUCACAUGGUUGACAGCAGUCACUGUAAAUUGUUCACAGAUGGUGAUGCUGCUAUUGAAUUUGCAGACUUCUAUGAUUUCAGUGGAAGUUAUCCUGAUCACAAUGGAGAAGAUGUUGUAAUGAAAACUACAGAGGUAACUGGUAGGAAUCUGGAAUAUAAUGAAGAAACAAUGGAGCUUGUGCUUCCUUCUGGUGCUAGAAUUGGUCAUCGGUCAUUGCUGAGAUACUAUAAGCAACAUUUUGGUACCUCUAGAGCAGUGGCUGUGACUGGAACUCGCCGUGUGCUGGGGAGAUUGCUACAGCAGUACAAGGCCCUUGGUUGGACAAGUGAGCUUGCUAAAGCAGCAUCACAGAGAAAGGAGCGUGAUAUGCAGUAUGUGCAAAGAAUGAAAUCCAAGUGGAUGCUAAAGACGGCAAUGUCCAACAAUGCAACAAAGCAGAUGCACUUUAGACCUCAAGUUAUAUUUUAGAAACAUUGGACUGCAUUAUCAGGUUGUACCUGUCGAUGAUGGAGAGAUAAUAGCAACAUCAAUAACUGAAGACUGAUUUUUUGCUGACUUUUCAAUUUGUGUUUUGGGAUGGUGUAUUUUUGUUUCUUUAACUUGUCUCCUUCAGAACUUAAAAUGUGAAUUGUAAAACAUCAAAGUAUUCCCUUAAACAUGUGUUCUACUGCACACUGCUUACUGUAAUUCAACUCAGUUUUGAUGUGAAAUAAAUACUUGGCAUUCUACACACCAUAA
Messenger RNA from Pristis pectinata (smalltooth sawfish), 1856 nucleotides. RefSeq names its product zinc finger protein 622 (gene znf622). Gene Ontology annotation, biological process: ribosomal large subunit biogenesis. The record is from RefSeq and is a predicted model, not a curated record. Bases 189 to 1586 code for a protein of 465 amino acids. Gene Ontology annotation, cellular component: preribosome, large subunit precursor. Gene Ontology annotation, molecular function: zinc ion binding; nucleic acid binding. The transcript is spliced from 7 exons. Lineage: Eukaryota; Metazoa; Chordata; Chondrichthyes; Rhinopristiformes; Pristidae.